This is a messenger RNA of Dacryopinax primogenitus, 1437 nucleotides long. RefSeq names its product beta-1-4-mannosyltransferase. The transcript has 8 exons. Gene Ontology annotation, cellular component: endoplasmic reticulum. Gene Ontology annotation, molecular function: mannosyltransferase activity. The coding region runs from base 1 to 1371 and encodes 456 amino acids. NCBI's taxonomy places the organism in Eukaryota, Fungi, Basidiomycota, Dacrymycetes, Dacrymycetales, Dacrymycetaceae. The record is from RefSeq and is a predicted model, not a curated record.
AUGUACCACGCAGAGAGCUUUGCAGCUAUGGGAUGGGAGACGUAUAUCGUAGGGUACAAAGGUGCCAAACUCAUCCCCUCCCUCCUGCAAGUACCUCACGUACGCGAACUCUACCUCCCCCAGCCUCCGGCAUUCAUCGCCAACCUCCCACGUCUGCUCUUCCUCCUCUGGGCACCGUACAAGAUCCUCUUCCAAGCGCUCACGGUCCUCUCCACUCUCCUAGGCGAACUGCCCUAUGCACCAGAGUUCAUACUCGUACAGAACCCACCGAGCAUACCUACGCUGGCGCUUGUCCAGCUCUGCGCGCGUCUAACAGGGUCGAAACUCGUAAUAGACUGGCACAACCUCGGGUACAGCAUCCUCGCCCUCCGUCUGGGAGCUAGUAACCCCGUUGUUGGCUUGGCGAAGAUGUUCGAGAAGACGUUUGGGAGGAAGGCGUAUGCGCAUCUGUUUGUUACGCAUGCGAUGAAGGGAGUGCUUGUUAGGGAUUGGAAGCUCCUGGGGAUCAAAGCGGUGCUACAUGACCGUCCCCCGUCGCACUUUCACGCGUGCGAGCCAACAGAGAUCCACGACCUCUUCAGUCGCCUAGACCUCCGACCAGCAGGGGAGGACUUCCUUCCCCCCUCCUCACCCCCCCUCUCUACCCCUUUCACCCGCCUACGAGACCUCCCGCCCUCCUCCCUCUCCCCGGCUUUCGCGGCUACCCUCCCGGACAGGAGGGAGGACCGCCCUGCGCUCGUGGUGAGCAGUACGAGCUGGACGGCAGACGAAGAUUUCGCAGUGUUGUUGAACGCUAUGGCGUUCUACGAAAAGCGGGCUCGGGCCGUCAACUCCCCGCCCAAAGAGAACCCGCAAAAGGGGGACAAGCACGACAGACUCCCGAAAAUGCUCGUCAUCGUCACGGGCAAAGGCCCGCUCAGGGAAAAGUUCACGCAGGAUAUUGAUGAGUGCCAAAAAUUGUGGCAGUGGGUCCGGUGCGUGCCAAUGUGGUUGGAAGCAGCGGAUUACCCCUUGUUGCUCGGCUCAGCAGAUCUUGGUGUCUCCCUACAUCUCUCUUCCUCCAAGCUCGACCUACCCAUGAAGAUCGUAGACAUGUUCGGCUGUGGCCUGCCCGUGUGCGCGCUGGGGUUCGACUGUCUUUCCGAGCUGGUAGGGGAGGGGAACGGGAGGGUGUUCAAGGAUGCUGGCGGGCUCGCUGCGGAGUGCGAGACGGUACUCAAAGGCUUCCCUCACGCGCCGGAACUGGAAAAGCUCAAGCAAGGUCUUGUACUCCAGAAGAGCCCAACAGCAGGAGAAAAAUGGAACACGUGGGCCGAAGAAUGGGACAGGGUCGUGAAGCCUAUUGUUACUCAUCGACCUGGGGUGGAGUAGUGACUCGGGACAGGGGAGGGGAGCAGGAGCGGGGGGUGUAAUGAUAUUGGUAUUUAUUAAUAUGAG